AUGAUCAUUGACUUAGAAAAGAGAUAUUACUAUUAUAACAAUAACCAUCGUAGUAGAUACUGGUUAAUAUGGUUGGCGGCAAUUCCAAUCAUCCUUAUCAUUGUGUUCCUUAUCUUCUCCAGAAGAAGAAAGAGAAGAGUUGUUACAGGUAAUCAACAAUAUUAUGGAGGUAACAAGCCAAGUUUCUUCUCCUUUGGUAACAAUAAUAACUUACCACCUCAACAAACACCUCAACAGUUCCAAACUCAACAGAAUUAUGACCAAGGGUAUAACUAUAACCAGGGUCAAGGUUAUAGUCAAGGAAGUCAGGGGUAUAAUCAAGGUCAAGGGUAUAAUAAUGAUUCUUACGGAGCUCCACCUCCAGAAUAUCCUGACCAGGGUAACUAUGGACCUUCAGGAUCUAAUGCUUAUAGUCCACCAUCAGGGCCACCACCAGCUCAUGUUAAAUGA
Molecule: messenger RNA, 450 nt
Organism: Yamadazyma jaroonii
Lineage: Eukaryota; Fungi; Ascomycota; Pichiomycetes; Serinales; Debaryomycetaceae
Source: the annotation of a GenBank genome assembly